Molecule: messenger RNA, 915 nt
Organism: Colletotrichum graminicola M1.001
Lineage: Eukaryota; Fungi; Ascomycota; Sordariomycetes; Glomerellales; Glomerellaceae
Product: WW domain-containing protein
Exons: 1
Coding region: 1-915 (304 amino acids)
Molecular function (GO): protein binding
Source: RefSeq, a predicted model, not a curated record
AUGGCGCCGGACUCUACGCGAUUCGUCUCCUCCCCGCGCAAGGCUGAGCCAGAACAGAACCGACCGGCCGAUGGUCAGGCAAAUGACGAGCAACCAACCGAACAAGGCCCAGCUACUCCUCCCGAGAGCGACGGCAACGAUUCCAACUCCAACUCCAAGAGACAAUCCAGCUCUCCCGAGUCUGGCGAGGCUAGCUCGACCGCGUCUCCCGCACCCGCCAACGAUAUCAACGAGAAGCCCGCAUCUUCCUCCAAUGCGCCGCCCCUACCCAACGAGGCGCCGCCUCUUCCCUCCGAACCUGCACCUGCGACUGAAGACGAUGGCUGGGAUUUCCAGUGGGACCCGACCUCCCAGGCAUACUUUUUCUACAACCGCUUCACCGGCGCUACCCAGUGGGAGAACCCCCGUGUUCCCGUAGCCGCCGCUUCGAUGAGCGCAACUGCAGCGGUAGCCCCAGGUACGAUCCCAGGGGCGGCGGCAGCAACCACAAUCUCCGGCCCCCCUCCCCUCCCGGCGAACGACCGACCCCCCGCAGGCGGCUACAACCCCGCCAUCCACGGCGACUACGACCCGAAUGCGUGGUACGCCAAGGGCAGCACGGCCGAGGAGAACGAGGCGAACCACGCAUCGUCAGCGGCCUACGCAGCCGAGUAUGGCGCCGUCGCGCAGUUCAACCGCUUCACCGGCCAGUUCCAGACCCUCGACGACGGCCCCGACCGCCACACGGAUGAGGCCAAGAGCAGGCGUCAGAUGAACGCCUUCUUCGACGUCGACGCGGCGGCCAACUCCCACGACGGGCGCAGCCUCAAGGCCGAGCGCAGCGGCAAGAAGCCUAGUAAGGCCGAGCUCAAGCAGUUCAAGGAGAAGCGCCGGGCAAGGAAGGAGGAGAAGCGCAGGGCUUGGCUCAGGGAUUAA